AAACAGAACGCGAUGUUGACGAGACAAGUCUAGGUAGGGUGAGGAAGCCGAGAGGCCCUCCCAGAUCGCCCCCAGCCCCAGAUCCCUGGGGCGCGGGAGGAGCGCGGGGGGCCCCCCGGGCACCCAGAAGAGCAGGAGGAACUCGCGGCUUGGGCGGACCCCAGGAAGAAGCCAUGUCUACUUGGGGGUUUGCUUCCCCGACUCCUGACCGCUUUGCGGUGUCUGCGGUCGCAGAGGACAAGGUUCGGGAGCAGCAGGCUCGCGUGGAGCGUAUCUUCAGCGUGGGAAUGAGCGUCCUUUCCAAAGACUGCCCAGAGAACCCUCAUAUCUGGCUGCAGCUUGAGGGCCCCAAAGAAAAUGUCUGCAGAGCCAAGGAAUACCUGAAGGGGCUCUGCAGCCCAGAACUGCAGAGUGAAAUCCACUUCCCACCCAGACUGCACUGCGUCUUCCAGGGAGCCCAAGGCCUCUUCCUUGACUGCCUGUCCUGGAGCACGUCUGCCCACCUGGUGCCCCUGGCUCCUGGCUCUCUGAUGAUCAGUGGCCUCACUGAGGCAUUUGUGAUGGCUCAGAGCCGGGUGGAGGACUUAAUGCAGCGGCUGAGCUGGGAUCUUCAACUGCAGUCUUGUCCUGGAGCCUCUGCCGGUGCUGGAGUGCUGAGAGACUUCUCUGCCCUGCUGCAGACUAGGGUGGAUGCCUACACAGAGGCCCUGCUGCAGCUGCCCCUGGCUGUCCAGGAGGAGCUCCUAAGCCUGGUACAGGAGGCAUCCAGAGAGCAGGGUCCACAGGCGCUGCCCUCUCGUGAGCGGGGGAGCCCAGGCCUGUUGAGUGCUCAGUUCCAGGGAGUUAGGGCUCCCUUGAAUGAAGGUGGGGAAUCCCCGGGCACUGGAGUGGUGGGGUGGGGAGAGUCAAGGGCAGCAAGAGGAGAAAGUCACACUGUGGAGAAGAGGGGAAGGAAACAGGAUGGUGUCAGGGACAUGAAUCCAGGGCGGAAGGAGCCGCCUGGGGAACACGUCUGGGAGAGAGGAGUGGCUUUUAAGUCGCAACCAGCAGGCGCAGGAGCAGAAGAGGCAGCAGCACCCUUGAAGGGAAAGGCCUCGGGGAAGGAGGAGGGGCCUCAGCAAAGAGGAGGGUUCCCUGUGCAGGAUGAACCUUCCGGUGCCCAUGUGCCCUCUCAGAGGGCAGCUCCAACUCGGGGAGCCUCUCUCCUCCAGCGGCUCCAUAAUGGGAAUACCUCACCUCCAAGAGUACCUAGCCCCCCACCUGCGCCGGAACCCCCGUGGCCCUGUGGAGACCGAGAUCGGGGAGACAGGGGAGACAAGCAACAGGCUGGGGCGCGAAGUCGAGGGUCUCCAUGGAAACGAGGCACUCGAGGGGGCAACUUGGUGACUGGCACACAGCGGUUCCAGGAAGCCUUACAGGAUCCUUUCACCCUGUGCCUUGCCAAUGUGCCCGGCCAGCCAGAUCUCCGUCACAUUGUUAUUGAUGGCAGCAACGUGGCCAUGGUGCACGGCCUCCAGCACUACUUUUCAAGCCGAGGCAUUGCUCUUGCUGUGCAGUACUUCUGGGAUCGUGGGCACCGUGACAUAACUGUCUUUGUGCCGCAGUGGCGCUUCAGUAAGGAUUCCAAGGUCAGAGAGAGUCACUUCCUGCAGAAGCUGUACUCACUGAGUCUACUUUCCCUGACACCCUCACGAGUCAUGGAUGGCAAGAGGAUUUCUUCCUACGAUGACAGGUUCAUGGUGAAGCUGGCUGAAGAGACUGAUGGGAUCAUUGUCUCCAAUGACCAGUUCCGGGAUCUGGCAGAGGAGUCUGACAAGUGGAUGGCGAUCAUCAGAGAGCGCCUGCUGCCCUUCACCUUUGUGGGAAACCUCUUCAUGGUCCCAGAUGACCCCCUGGGGCGAAAUGGCCCCACCCUGGAUGAGUUCCUGAAGAAGACAGUCAGGAAACAGGGCUCUUCUAAGGCUCCCCAGCCCUCCAGAGGCCCCCCAGAGCCUGGGAAUCAGCAGCAGGGGAAGGAAGAGGAAACCGGCAGCGGUGGCAUUCGGAAGACCCGGGAGACAGAGCGGCUCCGGCGCCAGCUGCUGGAGGUGUUUUGGGGUCAGGACCACAAGGUGGACUUCAUCCUGCAGCGGGAGCCAUACUGCCGGGAUAUUAACCAACUUUCGGAGGCCCUGCUGAGCCUCAACUUCUGAGCCUGCCUUGCUUGCCUAGCUGCUGCCCUAUCAGAUUCAGCGUCCCCCGGCCCAGCCCCUUCUUUACAGUCCCCUCUGCUGCUCAGAUGUGACCCAGAUGGUGCUUUGGCUUGAGGAAGCCCUGGAGAAGGGGAUUUGAGUGUGGGAAUAACCUUGCCUUGGGGUACUUUGAGUACAGGUCCAUAAAAAGUGACUCGACCUGAGCCAGGGCCGCAACCAGCUCUUAGGUUGGAUCAGCUCUAACUCCUGAACCUCAUCUUUGCAAAGGGUUUCUGUAGGGUGUAGAAGCUCUUCCUGAAGACUGAGACCAUUGGCCUCACCUCCAAGGUAAACUGAGUUGGAGGCUAGGGUAAGCUGGAGGUGGCACAAAGGGCUAAAUUGAGGAAGACGGCAUCCUUCUGGGUUCCUAGGAUAGGCUGAGCUGUCUGGUUCUGGAGGGGCCAUAGUGCGAUGUGGGCUGUUACAGUGGGACAGCAGAGACCAGAAGGCAGAGGGGUGGGGGUUCCAGUCUCAGGUGUGUCUGCCUGUGACCUUGGCGGAGUCGCUUGGCCUUGCCUAUGUCUAGAUAUCAGGCAUAAAAAAGAACCUUUGAGAGGAAUCAUGAGAACAGAGGAAGGCUCCUGUGAGGAAGUGAUCUUGGCUCAUGUGUCAGGUGUGUCUGCUUGGGGCUGCAUAGGCUCCCUAACCUACGCUUCAUGUUCAGAGAUGUCGACAGUCUGUACCCUCAGUGUAACACUGGGUUUUCAGUAGAACAUGCCCUGUAAUGGCUGCAUCCUUUUCCAGCAACCUUCAAAACACAUAUUAACAAAAUAGUUGUUAGGGUUGAUGGUCGCAUUACCUAAAUACUCUCAGGGUUCCUAGAAGUGGCAGCUGGUCAGCUGCAUUCAAUUGUUUGUUUACAGACUCAUAAAUGUGUCAGAAAGGCCCUGGUUAGUUCUCUCUCUGGUGGUGAAGCCAUGCUUUACAGCAACAAUGUUAGUGGGAUCUAUCUAAUAUUUCCUUUAUGGAAGACGGAGGUUGCAUUGGGCUUUGUGUGUAUGGUGAAGAAACUAGUUUCUGGGCAAAGAUACCUGAUUGGUCACAGAUCACCUCCACUGACCUAUUAUGACCAACUGUUUACAUCCUGAUCCCCACAAGUCAUUGGCUGUAUCUGCUUGAGUCCUGUGCCAGGGAAUUUACUCUGUAAGGUGGCACAUUCCUGACCUGGGUGUCGUUUUUCCAGUAGCUUCUUGUCUAGUGUAGUAACAUGCUUCGAUUACUUUUACCUUCCCCAGGAAUAACUCAGAGCUAGUCGACUUCUUAGAUCAAGAGGUCAGGCAGGCGCCCCUGGGUUCAGCUCUGUUUGGUACCUUGUAGCAAGCCCCUGAAUUAGAUUCUUUUCUGUUUGGCUGACUUCAAGUGACCCAGAGAGUUGACUGUGUAUGGAGCUCAGUGAUCAGGGAGAGGGUCCCUAGGUGCCAGUGUCUUAGCCUGUUUCAUUGGGCAGUUUCCACCUCUAUACCAGAUUGACUCAGGCUGGGACAGCUGUAUUGGAGACAGAUUGAUCAGGGAAAUGACAGUGACUCUUCUCAGUGCCCAGGAAACAGUGAAUGGUCUGAACUGGUUGUCAGUAGAACUGCUUUUCAGGUUUGUGAUUGGUUUCUUGCUCUAGAGAAGGCCAGAAUUAGCUUCCUUUUUAUGCUGUGGGCCCUGGAAGACUGAAGUGUUCCCAGCAGAUGAGAGACAAAUCCUAGGCUUACAGAGGGACACUGGCUCUGUUUCUGCAGUAUGAGGUGGGACUGGCAUGUGUUUGCUACAUUAAUUCACUGUCAUUGUGAAACGCUGAAGGCCAACAUACAGGCCUUUCCCCCACUUUUGCUGGCAUCCUCUGAACUGGUGGUUAGGGUGGCACCAGAACUCACUGGAAAUAGAUCCUUGUAUGUAUUGUCUUUAACCUCGGUCAUAACUUCAUGUCUCACCAGCUCAUUAGGGAAGAGAUACCAAGAAAGAGAGAGACGAGGAGAGAGAUUGCGUAUUAUAACAUUCAGAACCUCAUUUAGGAAGAAGAGCCAUCUGGAGUAAAAUAUAGUUCUUAAGAGAAGUUCUAGGAGAAUCUAAGCCAAAGAGACAGCUGAAGCUAGUGAUAUACUUUAUUGCCAUAACUUAGAACUUUCUCUACACAGCAUAUAGGAGAACUGGGGCAACAGUGUGACCCACAAGAAGUUGAAGAGGUUAAGGUUAGAAUGAGAUUACAACCUUGACUGGAGUUCCUCAGAUAGGGACGGAACAACAAUUCAGGAAGGAAGUAAGGAGGAGAGAUUCGAAGACCCAGAUGGCUUCUGCUCGCAACUACAGGGCCCACCUGAACCCAUCCUCAGUAUGCAGGAACAGGCCUCAGCUCCUGCCUUGGGGUCCUUCUCCACUUAGGCUACAACAUCUUUCAGGGCAGCCCCCAACUCUGGGAAGGUAUACUGGUAGCCAGUGGCCAGUGUCCGCCGUGGGAUCACUUUCUGGCCUUCCAACAGCAUGGUGGCACGUUCUCGUCCAAAGACUGCCUGUACCACAGUGCUGGGGACAGGGACGAAGGCUGGGCGGCCCAGGGCAGCACCCAAGGCUUGGGCAAACUCGCCAUUGGUAGUGGUGUAUGCUGGAGCCACCCCAUUCAGGACUCCUUGGACGUGGUCGGCUUCGAGGGCAUGAGUCAGAAUUCCUGCCAGGUCACCAAUAUGUAUCCAGGGGAAGAACUGGUGACCUGAACCAAUGGGGCCUCCCAGGCCCAGGCGGAAGGGCAGAAGCAUGUGGCCGAUGGCACCACCCCCUCGGCCCAGCACAACCCCUAAAGCAGGCAAGAGAGGUGGUACAGGAAGGCUGCUUAGCCUGGACAAUCUGCACUGUUCCGAUUUCUCCUUUCCCUUCCUCGCUUUCUUCCCGUAUCGAUUUGGAGUGGAGAGAGUUGAGGGUUAUGGACCUUCCUGGGACGUUCCCUCUCUAGGUUACUAGAGUGACGGUGUCCUCUCACUGUAAGCUCAGCCCUGCUCGGCCCACACAUCUUCCACUUUGCCUGGUUCCCAGGCCCCUGGUCCUCACCUGAACGUACCACGACCUGGCGUGUAGACUCUCCAGGAAGCUUGGCUGCUGCUUCCCAUUUGGUUACCAGGUUGGAGAAGAAGUCAAAAUCCCCUCCCGGGCUGUCUUCAUCAUACUCCUCAGUCAGGCUUGGCUGGUAGUAAGCUGCCAUGGGAGAGCACUCACUUGCUUGGGCUGGCCCUGUGCUGCUGGGCCCUCCACAGCUGAAGGCUCCCCUAGCCUCAUUCUCUCUGCCCCUUUGGCUCUCCACAGGGGAAGAAAGGACCGUGACUUUUCCCCCUUGAGGUUCUCCAUGUGUUCCUGCCUGGAAGCCUAGCCUUUGGCUGCAGGGCUAUCCCCAGAGGCUGCUAGCUUGUAGUGGUUAGGGACAGAACCUGGGUGCCAGGCUGCUUGAGCUCCACCAUGCCUCAUGUCUGUGACUUUCUGGCAAGUUACUUCUCUGUGUGAACAAUCUGUAUCUUCAAUAUGGGAGUAACUGUACCUACCUCAUAAGGUUGUUGCAAGGAUUAAAUAAUACAACAUGUAUAAAUUA
Messenger RNA from Peromyscus eremicus (cactus mouse), 5790 nucleotides. It is a transcript of the gene Khnyn, whose product is annotated as KH and NYN domain containing. The record is from RefSeq and is a predicted model, not a curated record. Lineage: Eukaryota; Metazoa; Chordata; Mammalia; Rodentia; Cricetidae. The transcript is spliced from 8 exons. The coding region runs from base 174 to 2192 and encodes 672 amino acids. Gene Ontology annotation, molecular function: mRNA binding; RNA endonuclease activity. Gene Ontology annotation, cellular component: nucleus; cytoplasmic ribonucleoprotein granule.